AUGUGGCGUUGUUACAAAAACAAUUGUGCUGGUCGGGUAUGUUUUGAUGGUACACAAUAUGUUAAAGUAACAGAUCAUAUACACGCACCAACUCCGGAAGAAAUAAUUUCAAUACAAUUUAAAUCAAAGAUCGCUGAUAUUGCAGUAACAUCGCACUAUCCACCUCGACGUGUUAUAAACGAAGCACUAUUAACUAUUAGUAAAGAUGAUGGAGCAGCUGUUCCAAACUAUACUUCAUCACAACGUACUAUUGAACGAAAACGAAAAAAAAAAGACAUACCAUUACCAAGACCGAAAUCAUUUAAUGAAAUACGUAUUUCCGAUGAACUUAAAGCAACAAAUGGUGGUAGUCGAUUCCUAUUAUACGAUAACGAAGAUAGUGUUCAUAGAAUUAUUAUUUUAUCAUCUGAUGAUGAUCUUGAUCGUUUAUCGAAUUCUGAACAUUGGCAUAGUGAUGGUACAUUUAAGAUCGCACCUCAACUUUUUGAACAAUUAUAUGUAAUACAUGGCUUUAUUUGUGGUCGGGCUCUACCAUUGGUUUAUUGUAUGUUGUCAGGAAAAUCUGAAGCUUUAUAUGAUGAAAUAUUUAAUGUGAUUUUACAACAUGUAUCUGGACGUCCAAAAUCAAUUACUAUUGACUUUGAGAAAGCUGUAGAAAAUGUGAUCAAGAAUAAACUACCAAUGACAUCAAUUAGUGGUUGUUUCUUCCACUUCAAGCAAUGUUUGUGGAGGAAGAUACAAAAUCUUGGAUUACAAGAAUUGUUCGUUGAUAAUUCGGAAGCACGUCGAUAUUUAAAAACUUUUGGUUGUUUGUCGUUGAUUCCUGAAGCAUCUGUAAUACUUGAAUUUGAAAGAAUUCAAAUUUCUGCUCCAGAUUCAAUAGCUAAUUUCGUUGAUUACUUCGAAGAUACGUUUAUUGGUCGUUUGAUUCGUAAUAAUCGUCGUCGUGCUGCUCGUUUUUCAAUUAAUAUGUGGAAUUGUUUCUCACGAUUAGCUGAAGACCUACCACGUACAAAUAAUUCAUCAGAGGGAUGGAAUCGAGCUAUUAAAAAUUCAGCACGAGAAAAUCCAUCAAUCUAUGAAUCUAUUAUAGAUUUGAAGAUGGAACAACAUGCAAACCUUAUAACUGCUGAACAAUUGCAAGCUGGACGUGUAAAAAUAAGAAAACGUGUUAAAUAUGAAUAUCUUGAUGAACAAUUACAACAGUUAGCUUCAACUUUUCAUUUAAUCACAAGAGAUUUGUAUUUUAAACGAGCUAGAGCUCUAUUUAAUUUUUGA
Messenger RNA from Rotaria sp. Silwood2, 1278 nucleotides. NCBI's taxonomy places the organism in Eukaryota, Metazoa, Rotifera, Eurotatoria, Philodinida, Philodinidae. The record is from the annotation of a GenBank genome assembly.